AUGUCGCUCGGACACCACAACGCCUGGUUUCCUCCGGGCCAUCUUCGACCUCCUGAUGAUUUACUUGAUGCGCGGACUUCCAAUGGCUAUUUGAAAUCUUUUUCUGGACCCAGAACGCCUCAGAUGCGCGGUUCGGUCGAUGCCGAUGGCUCUCACGCGGGCCAUUUGAUAUCGGAGGCCGACACUGCUUUGGAGGAAGAUCCACGCAUCGCCAUAUUCCGCGACUUAUAUAAUCGCACCGAGGCGAAAAUAAAUAGUCUCUUUUCGGGUAAAAAAUCAUCGGAAGAUACGUCUGAUGAUGUCGUCGCCCUGACCGAUGGGGCUGAAGCUCAGGACCAACGCGCCGACGAACCGGCGCCCGCCCCCGCGCCUCCCAAAAAACCCGCGAGAAAGCUAGACGAUGACGACUAUGAUGACUACGACGAAGACGACGACGACGAAGCGGAGGCUGCGUCGCCCCUCCCGUCAAAAGUUUCCGCCCCUGCUCAACAGCCGAAUGCGAUACCGUCGCCAGGGCCACCGAGUACCUCAGUAUCUACAGGCGCAGAGGGCACAAAGGAACCAAAGAAAGAGAGCUUGGAAGAUAUCCGGAAGAAGCUGGAGGAAGAUAAGAAGGCUACUGAGGAGGCAGCCAAAAGAAGUUUCCACACCCUAUUUUACACUUUGGAGAACGAUAGAGAUGCGAUGUUGGAUCAACAACGCUUGGAAGAAUCUGAAAGACAAGUGGAGGCUGAAAUGUCCGGCCAGGCAAAUGCUGGUAAUAAUGAGACUUCAGCCUCAACCGGCCAUGGCUCGUUGAGUGCUGCCAACCUCGGCGCGUCGAGUUUGACCUUGAAAAACCUUAUCGCAAGAAUUGAUAUGAAGCGCACGAUGGUCCAGGCUUCUGAUGCGGAACUCCGCAGUCUGAUGAGCGAAGUUCGCAAAAACCGCAGCAAAUGGGCUAGCGAAGACAAGAUCGGCCAGGAAGAACUCUAUGAAGCUGCCGAGAAAGUGCUAAGCGAAUUGAAAGCGAUGACCGAGCAUUCUUCAGCUUUCCUGACUCGUGUUAACAAGCGCGAUGCCCCGGACUACUACGCAGUCAUCAAACAUCCCAUGGACCUCGGAACAAUGACGAAGAAACUCAAGGCUAUUCAGUACAAAUCGAAACAAGAUUUCGUUGAUGACUUAAAUCUCAUCUGGUCGAACUGUCUGAAGUACAACGUGAAUCCGGAGCACUUCCUACGGAAGCAUGCGAUCCACAUGAAGAAGGAAACUGAAAAACUUGUGCCUCUCAUUCCCGAAAUUGUUAUCCGAGAUCGUGCGGAGGUUGAGGCAGAAGAACGACGGCUUCAGCUUGCUGAACUUGAUGGCGGCGAUGAAAGCGAUGAUGAGCCUAUCAUGUCAUCAAGAGGUCGAAAAGCCCCUGGGAAAUCAUCCAAGAAGGGUACAGCGCCAGCGCCAAACACCCCAAGUGGAUCUGAACCUCCUACCGGCUCUGCCUCCCAACCCCCGGCACCUGUACGUUCUGACUCCGAUAUUCCCAUGGAAGGGAUUCAGAAUGGUUUUGCGACACCACCUCCCGGAACUCAGACGCCUUCUGACCCGGCUGGGGCUGUUCCAACUACUUCAGGAGGACAGGAUGAUAGCAUGGAUCUUGAAGGCCUCGCGACGCCAACUACUGCACUCAGUGCCUUGGCCACGCCUGGUAUUGAGCUUGCAGACCCAGAAUACAAAGUUUGGAAGCAGGUCACAAAGAAAGACCGAGCGCUUAUUGCUGCAGAAAGACAUCGUCUUUUUAAAGGGGAUAAACUCAACUCGGACGAGCCAGCUCUUCUUCGAACCAAAGCAGGCAUGAGAAGGUGGCUCAGGAGCCAGCAGCAAAUUUCCACAGAAGGAGAGAAGCAGAAUGAGCCUGGGUCAAAAGCAAUGGAACAGAACGCCGCUAGUGAAACCCUUGCUGAGGGGAUUGAGGUUGAGGAGGACAAAGUGAUCCCUGACUAUUACGAUGUCAUGUCUGGUAUCCCUGACCUUCCCCCGCAUUUGCUGUGGAGAGAAGAUAGCGAGGGAAAUCUAGUGGAUACGACGGAGGAGUUUUUGAAGAUACUACCAAGGGGGUCGUUUAUGCAGCCCGAUAGCAAGCUUUCCCGCAAAAUGGAUGCGAACAUGAGGCAGAUGCAGGAAACCAGAAAGAUUUGCUCGAAAGUUGGUAUUGUCAAGCAGAUGCAACUACAAUCUCAGAUGUACCAAAACCAGUUCCAGAAAUACCAACCUGAACCUUUUGUUGAGCAGGAUGCUGAACCCCAUGUUAUGAACGACAACGGACCUGUAAUUGCCCCUUGGGUUUGCAAGGCAGCACUGCAGCGUUCAGUGGCAAAGGUUUUCUACCAUACCGGAUUUGAAGAAUACCAGCCAUCGGCCCUCGAUGCCGCGACGGAUAUGGCCUCCGACUUCUUCCAGAAGAUCGGGGAAACUCUGAAAAACUACAUGGAAGCGCCAAAAGUUCCUGUUGCAGACUCGGCAGAAAUAAUGCCGUCGCCGCAGUGGAAGCGGGCUUACACCGAGCCGGAAAUGAUGCUCCACACGCUGUCCUCUGUCGGGAUUGAUAUCGAGGGCCUGGAGUCCUAUAUCAAGGAUGACGUUGAACGUUUGGGCACGAAGCUUGUGACUGCCCAUGAUCGCUUGCGCUCCCUUCUUUCCGAGCUUCUUCGGCCUGUCCUUCAAGACGGCGGGGAAGACGGCUCCAUGGCAUUUGCAGACGGUAGUGAACAAUUCGUCGGCGGUGACUUUGCCGAAGAUAUUGAUGAAGAUUUCUUCGGUUUCAAAGAAUUGGGGCUGGACAAGGAGUUUGGAUUGGCCACGCUAAGCGUACCACUGCAUCUCCUUCAAAACAGGAUGUACAACGCCGCCCAGUCACAAAACACAAGUACUUCCCAAUCCGUUACAGUAUUUACGCCUCCUCCCUCGUACCCGCGCAUCACUUCCGAGAAUGUAUCAUCACAAAUUGGCCUGGUGCAGGCCUUCUUCGACGCGAAAUUACAGGCUCACAACAGCGAACCACUGGUCGAAGACCUCGAAUUACCACCGAAGCAACGCCCAAUGGCUGCUCGACCGCGUCUCCCUGCCUCUGGUAAAAUUCCACCGCCUUCUAGUCUUCCCGGUCCAACUACUAGCCCACAAAAGCGGCCACUGCCGCCUUCGGCUCCUGGAGCUAGUGGGAACAAGCCCGGGCCUUCAGAGCCUAAUAAGAAGAAGCUCAAGAAGAAUAGUGGAGUGGCCAUGGGGGUUGCCGAUGCUUUUGGCGAGGACGAAACCCCAGCUGGCACUGAUGGCGCGAAGGCUUCAAAAGUGAAGUCCGAGGGUGCUUCUUCUACUGACCUCACCAAAGAUAAAGGUGGAGUUGAAAACUCAGAUGCCAACGUUGCCGAAAGUAACGAUUCUCCUGUCAACGCUGGCCAGGCCAAAGAGAACGACAGCGCAGUGCCUUUGACCAAUGGAACUGCAGGCGAAACGGCAUGA
Messenger RNA from Aspergillus puulaauensis, 3495 nucleotides. RefSeq names its product SAGA histone acetyltransferase complex subunit SPT7 (gene SPT7). The transcript has 4 exons. Bases 1 to 3495 code for a protein of 1164 amino acids. NCBI's taxonomy places the organism in Eukaryota, Fungi, Ascomycota, Eurotiomycetes, Eurotiales, Aspergillaceae. Gene Ontology annotation, molecular function: structural molecule activity; protein heterodimerization activity. The record is from RefSeq and is a predicted model, not a curated record. Gene Ontology annotation, biological process: regulation of transcription by RNA polymerase II. Gene Ontology annotation, cellular component: SAGA complex; SLIK (SAGA-like) complex.